This is a messenger RNA of Entrophospora candida, 1242 nucleotides long. Lineage: Eukaryota; Fungi; Glomeromycota; Glomeromycetes; Entrophosporales; Entrophosporaceae. The record is from the annotation of a GenBank genome assembly.
AUGCAUUCUUUAUCUUAUGGAAAUAAACAAGAAUCUAAAGCUAAUAUUCACUUAAGAUCACAUGUUAAAUUGGCUGAAUCUUUAGAUCGUAUUCUAGUGAUACCAAAUGUUGGCUCAUCAAGAUUCACAGCAUCUUCGCCAUUUCCCCCAACUUUCUAUUAUGAUUUUAACUUAUUAAAAAAAAUGUUUCCAAAUGCAAAACUUGUCCCUCAAGAAGAAUACGAACAAUGGAUUGAAAAUCAACCAAAUCAUAAAAAAAUUAUUGCUGAGCACAUCACUUUAUCAGAAACUAAAGACGUCAAUGACAUUAUUUUUACUAAAGGUUAUUAUAAAGAACCAGAACAACAGCAAGAUCAACAAAUUGGACUGUAUAAAAGUUUUACUAUUCUAAAAGAUUCUUCUAAUUAUAGAAAACAGAUGAAUUCUAUUAAUAAGAAUGAGAAUAUUUUAUACAAAUUCAAAAUAAACAUAAUAGAACUUAAGGAAGUUUGGAUGUUAAUGGUAAGGAAACGUGACGAAUUUUCUGAAUUCAUGAUUAAAAGUUUGGAAUCCGAUUCACAAAUAUUAUUAAUUAAUGUUAGACUGAAACGGCCAAUUUUUUCAAACUUAAACAAGCCAAUUCCUUAUGCAGAACAUAUAAGGAAUGAAGCUUUAAAAAUUGCCAAUCAGCUUGAAUCAUCAUAUAUUGCAAUACAUUGGAGAAUGGAAGGAGAAUUGCCAGAGAAUAUGCCAAAUUGUGCCAUAGAAUUGGUUAAAGCAAUACAAAAAAUAAGAGAAGACACUGGAAUAAAAAAUGUUUAUUUGGCAACUGAUUUCCCCAUAACUUGUGAGAAGAAUGGUAGUAUAAGUAUAAAUGCUGGGAAUAUUGAUAAACAUACUCAAUCUAUCACUUUUCAUGAUAUUACAUUUGAUCACAUUAAAGCAAUGAAGAUACUAAUUUCUGCAAUAAAAGACAUCAAAACUUGGAAAUCUUUAAAUGCUUUUGGAUAUUUAAAUUACAUUGGAAAAGAAGAGCAAAAUAAUGGAGAUCUUUUAGUUAAUGAAUUACAAGGUUCUGAUGUACAAGGGAUAUUAGAUAAAUUAGUUUGUAUAAAUUCAAAUUAUUUCUUAAGUGGUCCAGAAGGUUGCUGUAAAGUACUAUCAAGUUAUACAAGACAAAUUGCAAAUUCAAGAGAACAAUUGUUGAGUGAAGGAAAUAAAAAUAUAUUAAAUAGUAUCACAAGAUGGAAAAAUAAUAAUUAG